UGCCCACAGAGGGCUAGAAAUGCCGGGUGGAGACAAGUAGUUUGGAAACACUGUAUUUCUGUGUAACUUAUCUGGAUCUAUAUUUACCCAAACCCUAAGGACGUAAUCCAAGACUACAGACAAAAACAAUAGUUGCUGUUAAAGAAUUUCUGUGUGGGGCAUUCCUUCCCUCCUGCUUGGACUACUUUAAGCAUGGACACUCAACAGUCCAAUGCCAGGAAGGAGGACUCAAAGACCAAAGAAGAAGAUGCUGCUGUGGAUGCAGAGCUAGCCAAAGCCAUAAUGUCUCGGAGUUUCCACCCCUCCAUCCUGGGCCCUGAACCCUGGGAGGGAUACAUCUUCUCUGAUCUGGAGAUCCGUAUCAAAGAGUCCACAGACCUCUAUGGAGCAGUUCUCUGGCCCUCGGCGAUGGUGUUGUGCCAUUUCUUGGAGACCAAUCGUGAUGAACACAACAUGAUGGAUAAAAAUGUGAUUGAACUCGGUGCAGGAACCGGGCUCGUCUCCAUCGUGUCCAGCCUGUUGGGUGCUAAGGUGACUUCCACGGACCUGCCCGAUGUUUUGGGAAACCUCCAGUACAAUGUCAUGCGCAACACUAAGGGCCGAUGCAAGUACAUUCCUCUGGUCACAGAGCUCUUCUGGGGUCAGGAGGUGGAGCAGCGUUUCCCACGUGCCACACAUUGUUUCGAUUACAUCCUGGCAGCCGACGUGGUGUAUUCCCACCCUUACCUGGAGGAGCUGAUGGAUACCUUUGAUUACCUGUGCCAGGAAAACACACAGAUCCUGUGGGCCAUGAGAUUUCGUCUGGACAAAGAGAAUCGCUUCGUCGACCGCUUUCGGCAACGCUUCAAUCUGGAGGAGCUGUACAACCUCCCCAGCCUGAGCAUCAAACUGUACAGAGCCUGGAGGAGGGACGAGAGAGCGACCACUUCCUGAUGGACUGUGUGUGUGUGUGUGUGUGUGUGUGUGUGUGUGUGUGUGUGUGUGUGUGUGUGUGUGUGUGUGUGUGUGUGUGUGUGUGUGUGUGUGUGUGUGUGUGUGUGUGUGUGUGUGUGUGUGUGUGUGUGUGUGUGUGUGUGUGUGUGUGUGUGUGUGUGUGUGUGUGUGAAGCUGAAAAAACAUUUAGUAGGAGCCAAUAAUUCACUCCUUCAUUUUAUAUCGUUAUAAGUGAUAUCCAGGAUGAGGUUACAGUCUAUCGUGAUUUCCAGAAAGCAAAAGCAGAGAAGUCCAUAAGUGUCACUGGAGGCGAAGAUAAAUGGCUACUCGGCAUCGUCACUAGCUCUUCUCUAUUUGGCUCCCCCACGGACUCAUCUUUGUUGUUUGUGAGUCUGUGUGUGUGUGUGUGUGUGUGUGUGUGUGUGUGUGUGUGUGUGUGUGUGUGUGUGUGUGUGUGUGUGUGUGUGUGUGUGUGUGUGUGUGUGUGUGU
Molecule: messenger RNA, 1423 nt
Organism: Gymnodraco acuticeps
Lineage: Eukaryota; Metazoa; Chordata; Actinopteri; Perciformes; Bathydraconidae
Gene: mettl21e
Product: methyltransferase like 21e
Exons: 5
Coding region: 193-933 (246 amino acids)
Biological process (GO): peptidyl-lysine methylation
Cellular component (GO): cytosol; cytoplasm
Molecular function (GO): protein-lysine N-methyltransferase activity
Source: RefSeq, a predicted model, not a curated record